AAUUCAUAAUGAAAUGGAAAAAAUCAUACAGAAAAAUGAGCUUCUUUGUUCAGCUGGAGACUCGAUCAAACUUUUCCCCUGGCCAGUUUUUUUAGAGGAAUAACCUGUUUUCCUGGAAGAAUCCAAACAGAGGAAGUGGGAGUUUACUGCAGUUCCAGCUGAACAAAGAGUCCGCUUGUUGGUGACCUGAGCGAGAAAGGCAUGCAGCUGAUUAUCCCAGCCGGGUUCUGAGGGCUGCAGGGCAGCUGGAGGCUUUGCUUCAGACGAGGGCAGACGUCAGAGGUGGAAAAACUGGAAAUGAAGCUUCUGUCUGUGUGCUGUAGGUGAACAUGGCUGAAUCCCAGAGAGUGACAGCGCAGGGCAGGAAGAGAUGGAGUUUGCCUCAGAGAAAUGAGACUGAUGAAAGCAAAGGAAGCACUCGCUGCCCUGACCAAGAUCCAGGAAGAAAACUGACGGUUCCUUUCCGAGGUCACAUCUCGGGAGGGUUGCAUCCAGGGAAGAAGAUUGUUGUCGUGGGCAUCGUGGACCCUCAUCCUGAUCGGUUUUACAUCGCUCUGACAUGUGGCCGUGGGACGUCCAGAGAGCCUCCACCCAAUGUGGCGCUGGAGCUGUGUGUUCGCUUCAAGGACCAACAAGUCCUCCGGAAAGCGUGCAUCUCUGGAGUCUGGGGGGACCUGGAGAAAGCUGUUCCUUUCUUUCCAUUCAUCAAAGACCAACCGUUUAAGAUUGAGCUUCAUUGUGAACACAGUCGGUUUCGCGGAAUUGUUGACGGCCAUCAGCUCUUUGAUUUUGACCACAGACUGAAGCCGCUCGGCAACAUCGACACCUUAUGGAUUAAGGGCAGCAUAACUCUCACCAAGCUGGCUUGAAGAAGAAGCUGCUCACAAAUUCACCUGUAAAAACCAACUGUUGACAAUCACAGAUGCAAUCAAAUGGACGCUUGUUUUCUGUUUCCCAGCCAAAGGUUGGCUCCAUUCAGUGAAGGUUUUUGAUUUUGCUGCUUUGCUUUAUUGAGAAGUAAAACCUGUUCUUAAAGUUGUUGUGUUUUUGUAAUUUAAGCUAAAAAAUAUGUAUGUAUGAUAGGAUAAUUCUUAAAAAUUAAAUAUGGAAACAAAUAUUGAAUACAGUUUUUCUUUUUGGGUUUUAUCGAUGCCAUUUUGUACAUUUAAUUAGGUUCAAAAAUGAUGUUUUGUGAAUAUUAUGUUACCGAGAGGUUUUCUGCUUUUAGGAUUUCAAAUAAAGACAUUUUAAUGACAUGAAACUUGAUUAAAUGUAUAGAAAAAUUGACAGAAACUACCUCACAUCCUGUUGUAAUGGUGCCUGUCAUUAAUCAGUUAUGAUGUGUAAUUUAAUUGACAUCGACAAAUAAAAAGCACUUUUUUCGUAUGGUUUUGUUCUUGAGAAUAAAUUGCUUUUUUUCCCACUUAGUCAUAACAUUCUAUAACAUUAUUUUUAACCCUUUAACACCGGAGCUUCUUUGACUUGCCGUAACUUUUGAACCGUAAACAUGAUCAAUGUCAGAAUCUGCUGGAAUUGAAUUUAUCGUGUUCACAGUUCAAAAGUUACGGUAUAUUAAGAAGUGUUUGUUAUUUUAGCAUUGCCGGCAACAUCUCAAGUGUUAAAAGGUUAAAGCAAUCUGAACAAAUUUUAACUGCUUUUAUCUAAUCAAAUGUGUUCAACAUUUUUUUUUUUAUUUUGUUAAUUCAUUAAUCUAACUUUUAAUGCUUACAUAUUUUGCAAAGACUAAAAAAAAAGGUCAAUAACAAAAAAAUCUAUAUGUCAUUUUUAAAAUGUAUUAAUAUCUUAAUUAAAAAUGGAAACAAUUAAUUCAUGUUUUGCCAUUUUGUCAUGAUAUUUUCUUCAUUUUGUGGUUUACAGUUUAAAUAAAACUGUUAAAAUAGAUGUAUCAAACUCUCUCAAGGCAAUUUGCAUUUAAGUUUUGAAAAAUACAUUUCUCAGAUUUUAAAGCUGAUUUUUACCCCUUCACUAAACAGAACAAAAGAAAAAAAAAAA
Molecule: messenger RNA, 2013 nt
Organism: Oryzias melastigma (Indian medaka)
Lineage: Eukaryota; Metazoa; Chordata; Actinopteri; Beloniformes; Adrianichthyidae
Product: galectin-related protein
Exons: 6
Coding region: 330-869 (179 amino acids)
Molecular function (GO): carbohydrate binding
Source: RefSeq, a predicted model, not a curated record